Molecule: messenger RNA, 633 nt
Organism: Leptopilina boulardi
Lineage: Eukaryota; Metazoa; Arthropoda; Insecta; Hymenoptera; Figitidae
Exons: 4
Coding region: 118-510 (130 amino acids)
Source: RefSeq, a predicted model, not a curated record
UCUGUGAAAUUUGCAAUUAGCAGCUUCAGUAUAAAAUGCGAGGUGUAGUAACGAGGAGAACCAUUUGCAAUUUGUCAUUAAAAGAAAAGUGUGAAAAGAAAAAUAAUUAAAACAAAAAUGAAGUGCAUUCUUUUGUGUUGUGUUCUGGCAUUUUGUGCCCUACAAACAACUUCUGCAGACAGAUUGAUGGAUCAACUUUGGAAAUUGCAAUUUCAGGCAAUGGAACAAAUAAAUUCAAUUACAAAUCCAAUAAUGAAUCAAAUUCGGCAAGAAGUCGAAACUGCAAAAGCAAAUGGAAAAAAUGCUGAGCCUUGUUAUGAGAGAGGAAGAAUUUUAAUGAAAUCAUACGUUGAUCCCAGCUUCUCUGAAUUAAGAACAUGUCGAACGACUGCCCAUUCAGCCCAAAAUGUUGGGCUUGCAAUUUCCUGCAAUAACCGAGUUGUCGAGAUUUUUAGAGCAAAUGCAAAUACAGUUCGUCCAGUCGCUACUUCGUGCAUUACAAGUCUCUAAAUAAUUUUUUAACUCAUGCAUUUUAUAAUUUACAAUUCUAAAAACUAUUUGCUCAUUCGAUUUGCGAAAUAUGUGUUAAAACAAAUUUUGAUUUACAAUUAAUAAAAAACAUUUCCUUUUUAA